Messenger RNA from Leishmania major strain Friedlin, 1977 nucleotides. RefSeq lists its product as hypothetical. Gene Ontology annotation, biological process: ribosomal small subunit biogenesis; ribosomal small subunit export from nucleus. NCBI's taxonomy places the organism in Eukaryota, Euglenozoa, Kinetoplastea, Trypanosomatida, Trypanosomatidae. Bases 1 to 1977 code for a protein of 658 amino acids. The transcript has a single exon. The record is from RefSeq and is a predicted model, not a curated record. Gene Ontology annotation, cellular component: nucleus; preribosome, small subunit precursor; cytosol.
AUGCCGCGCAUCAAGAAGCCGCGUAACAAGGGUGUCACCUACAAGCUGGUGCCCCGCUCGUAUGGCGAUGCUGAUGGCGAGGACCAGGGCCCUUUGUGGGUGAGCGAGGCGGAGCUCUUUCGCCGACACCAGAGCGCCGUUCCUGCCGAAGAUGAAGACGCGGCGCGACGCCAGUUUAACAUGUAUGCCGUUGCCGCGAACGCCGAGUUCAACGACGAGCGUCGCCGUCGCCGUGCCGAGGAAGGUGAGGACGACGCGUGUGGCGUGUACGACGAUGGAGAGGCGGAUGCAGAGGAGGGAGCGUAUGAGGAGGAGUAUUAUGACGAAGAAGGCGAGUACCACGACGAGCACGGCGAGGAGGACGGUGAGUGGGUCGACGGUGACUGGAUGGACGAGGAGAAGCCAGAGGCCCCACACCUGCGAGCGCCAACGCAGAAGGCGGCGCUGCCGCCCACUUCUGCUGCUGACCCAGCGUUGGCGUCUAGCUGCCCACCGGCGGCCGCCGCUUGCCCGCGCGACGAGGAGGGCCACGGGAGCGAGGUGGCUGGUGAGGCCGACGAAGAGCAAGAGGAGGAGAAGCUCUUUGAUGGCGAGGUAGAAGGUGAGGUGACGGACGACUUCCUGCGCCAGCUUGUCUUUGGCAGCGGUGGCAGUGGCGAGGGCGACGAGGAUGCCGACGACUGGGACGGACUCGACGAGGAAGAUAGCGAGAUGUGGCGGUUGCUGACGGACGACGAGAAGGCGGCCAUCAAGGCUUCACGCCGGCGCGGCACGGCACGGCGACGCCGCGUUGUCGCCGCAGCGGUUGGCGAGGAGGGAGGGCUGAGCCGCACUCACGCGGCCGACGGGACGGAGUAUCCGACGCACGACACCACCCAGCGGGCGUUGGAUCGGCAGUUCACGGAGAUGAUGCACGAGUUUGAUGCCGAUGCGCGACUCAACGACGCCUACACCGAUGACCCUCGUACGCACGGCGCGCUGCCGAUGGAUAAGUACCUCACUGCCUUGGAGGAGUUUGUGGCAAGCAGGGCUGGCAUAGAUGUCGAGACUGCAGAGCCGCACAAAAACAAAGGCCUCAUUCAGCAGCUCAAGUACCUCUCAUACCACGCCGGCGCCUUCGACUCGGACGCGCGCGGUGUUUACAUGACGACGAUACUGCCAGAGAAGCAGCAGCGUUUUGUGGAGGAAUUUCAGAAAGGCACUGAAGAGAUACGCCGUGCCGCGCGCAUGCGCUUGGCAAUACGCAACGCUGGCGCCACUGCCGCCGCUACUGCUGCUGCGGUGGCAUCGCCGUCGGACCAGGUAGCUGUCCUGUCCUCGCCUUCAGAGGGAGACGGCACGACCGGCGAAGAAGAGGAGGAGCUGAUUGUCAUGGAGAUGAAGUCAAAGGCGGAUCGACUGGACUGCGAGACGGCCAUCAGCGCGCUCUCGACGUACUACAAUCAGCCAAACGUGAUUCAAGCACCGCGCCGCUCUGCGCAGGCGCGCAGAGUGAAGAAGGCGCCAGUAUCGCGUUGCGGCGGCGAGCUAACAGACGCAGAGACCGAGAACACUGAUAGCCACCGUAACGGCGGCGCCGACACCACCACCACGACAGUGGUGAGGGGGGACAUGAUCAGCGCCGGGGCUACGCCUAGCAACAGCGGCAGCGGCAACACCGCUACUAGUAUCAUCAGCAGCUCUGCCAAGAAGGGCGCCAAUGCGGUGCAGGUGUGUAAGCCGACCUGCGCCUCUGACAGCGAGGGCACUGCACCGGCAGACAGAGCGCACCGAGGCGUCGAUGUUGUGCUCACGGUUCGUCGUAAGGACGAAACCAAAGAGGAGAAAAUGACGCGCCGGCAGGCUGUGAAGGCUGCACAGCGCGAGCGUCGGCAAGCAAAGAGCGCCCUCAAGCACACUUACAAGGAGGUGGAGUCGGAAGAGCUGAGGCGGUCUGCUACCUCGCAGGCGGCGCGUCGUACCGUCCACUUUAUGUGA